Messenger RNA from Styela clava, 1597 nucleotides. RefSeq names its product acyl-coenzyme A diphosphatase NUDT19-like. Gene Ontology annotation, cellular component: mitochondrion. Lineage: Eukaryota; Metazoa; Chordata; Ascidiacea; Stolidobranchia; Styelidae. The record is from RefSeq and is a predicted model, not a curated record. Gene Ontology annotation, molecular function: hydrolase activity, acting on acid anhydrides, in phosphorus-containing anhydrides.
AUGUUUUAACAAUAAUACUGAAUUAUAUCUCAAGGUUUCUCAUGAUAAAUCACAAUACCUUAAAUACAGCUUCCGUCUAUCUGAACUUUUUGUAUUUCGUUCAUAUCGGUACUUGAUCGGUACAAAAGAAGACGAAUUUACUGUGUCGUUCAUGCGUGAACGGAUCGAUUUAUUUGUAGUUUUGUUUUGUAUGUCAAAGUCUGCAAAUUUGUUCAGCCAAAUCGAUCGUGCAUCGUGUAUAUGUAUGUAUUGUACUAUCGGUACCGUAUGCAAUGCGACAUAUCUGGCGAAGGUUUCACAGUAUGAGGGCGCAGAGCAAUGCUUCCAGAGCAGAUAGCAGACCUUGGAAAGACGCAGCGUCUCUUAUAAUAGCCACCCCGGCCGAUAAAACUAAUUCAACGAAAUACCCUUCCGAUUAUAAUAUUCUUUUCUUAAAACGAAUUGCGAAAUCGUCGUUCUUUCCGAAUGCCUACGUGUAUCCAGGAGGUGCUCUCGAUCCAGCAGACAAGCAUUCCCGGUGGAUAGAAAUAUUUCAAAACAUAGAUCCACAAUUUUGUGACAAUGUUGAAAAAGAAUUCUUUGUGUACCAAAAAGACGGAAAACGAUCGCCAUUAUUUCCUGGCGACAGAGAUGCAUUAAGUCAAGGCGUUUUACCAAACGAAAUUGUUUUUCGAAUCUGUGCAAUACGUGAGACAUUCGAGGAGAGUGGUCUACUUUUACUGACAAACGAUGUCCAAAGCCGUAGAUUAAAACCAAACAGUGUCCAUGCCUCUUCUGUAUCACACUUACUGACAUCAGAUAUUAUUGAAAAAUGGAGGAAUAAAGUUCAUAAUGAUGCCAAUGAAUUCAUAAAUCUGUGUAUUGAGCUCAACAAAGUACCUGAUAUCUGGAGUUUGAAAGAGUGGUCUGAAUGGUUGACGCCCGUACUGAGUAAAAAUAAAGCCGGAAAACGGUAUGAUACUGUAUUUUAUUCAUGUUGUCUGCAAGAAAAACCACAAUACCUUGCCCAUGAUAAAGUGGAGAUGUCAGAAUCUAUAUGGAUUUCACCUGCAGAGAUAUUACGAAGGUACUUAACAGAGGAUAUCUUCUUGGCACCUCCACAAAUCCUGGAGACAUUGAAGCUGUUAAAUUUCAGUACUAUUAAAAGCCUAGCUGAUUAUAUGACUAAAAGGGCUAUGAAAGGAAUGCGAAGGUUAAUGCCACAUUUCACUUUAACAAAGGAUGGACAGAUCAUAGAAUUGUUUCCAGGUGAUAAGCAAUAUCCGGAAGGUCCAGAUGAAUUGAUCAGAGAAAGAGAUCUAACUACACUCGAUCAAACUUUUGAAGAAAUUCUGAACUCGAAAAACAGGUUCUGUCUUCCUGCAGGGGGGGAUCCUGUUGAUAGACUUGCCUCUGUAUUGUGCAAUGUUGAACUGGAUUAUGAUCAAGUAGGACCAGUGACAAUUAAGGACAUUGCGGAUCUUGGCUUGAACUCUAAAUUAUAAUUUUAUUACUUAUUUAAUUAUUUGAAAAAAUAUAAUUUCAAGAAAUUUGUUUUUCAUCACUGUAUUGUAAUUUAAUUCAAUAUGUUUUCAAUAAGAAUGUGAUAAAUGAUUGA